Oppiella nova is the source of this 534-nucleotide messenger RNA. NCBI's taxonomy places the organism in Eukaryota, Metazoa, Arthropoda, Arachnida, Sarcoptiformes, Oppiidae. The record is from the annotation of a GenBank genome assembly.
AUGGAUUCUUCGCCACCCGUCGCGCGUAUUUCUGUAGUGGACAGUGAUCUCAAUGGUCACCCGGUCUGCAGACACGGACCAACUCUUCUGUUGCAAGAGAUGAGCCCAAAGACUAACCGAAGAUAUUAUUGUUGUUCUUCGUGUCGGAACAGAAAAGACUGCGAUUUCUAUAUGUCUUCAGAGGAAUGGAUUCAAAUACAAACCAAUCCUAAACUCAAAGCUAAAUAUUUGAGAAAACUCGUGGACAUGAAGUCACAAUCCGAUGACAAUCGCAAAUACAUUGCCACCAAAUGUCUCAAACAAAUGGCAGACAAUGGGAUCAAGUUUUGUCGCAAUUGUUCGCUAAUUAUCUCAUCAGUCAAUGAAUUGUCUGAUCACAAGAGCCACGAAGUGUUGAGUGGAAUAACUGGCAGACAAUUACGCGAACCAACGAAACUGAUGAACAACAAAACUCUUGAGUUUAUAGUUAAUGAUAUACUCGCGAAGAAUGGGUUCCAAAGUGUGUUCACGAGUACAUUUCGUGUCGGAAAGUGA